GAGCCACAACAUGCCUUCGUUAGGAAUAUCGUGCGUGCGCUAUUUAGUGUUUUUCUUCAAUUUCCUGUUUGCGAUCACCGGCCUGGUCGUGAUUGUUACGGGAGCCAUCAUUCAAUCGAAUUAUUACCAUUACUCGAACUUUGUCGGCGAUAAUUUCUGGACCGCUCCGAUCGUACUUAUCGUUAUCGGGUCCAUCAUCUUCGUUGUGGCAUGUUUCGGAUGUUGCGGUGCGGCCAAGGAAAGCCCUUGCAUGAUUAUCACGUUUUCGAUCUUUUUGGCCUUGGUGUUCCUGGCCGAAAUCGGUAUCGGUAUUGCCGGGUACUACAAGCACGAAGAGCUGAGCGGCAUACUGGAGAAGGGCUUCAACAAGACACUCGAUAGCUACGCCACCGACAAGGGCGCACAGGAAGCGUGGAAUCUCGUACAGUCGGAGAUGGUAUGCUGCGGCAUCAAGGGACCGGAGGACUGGGAACCGAUCUAUAAGAAUGACACGGUACCGCGGGCCUGCUGCCACCGGAUGCCGGUCGGUGUAAACAAGUGCACCCGUGAGUACGCCUCAACGGAAGGUUGCUUCUCGAAGCUUUCGAGCUAUCUCGGCUCGAAGUCGCUCAUACUCGCGGGCAUCGGAAUCGGUUUGGCCAUUGUGCAGCUGAUUGCUGUGCUGUUGGCCUGCUGUCUGUAUGGAUCGUUCCGCCGUCAGUACGAGACUGUCUAAAUUGGUGAAAAGUAUUUUGGAAUCGAUCCCCG
Molecule: messenger RNA, 747 nt
Organism: Anopheles maculipalpis
Lineage: Eukaryota; Metazoa; Arthropoda; Insecta; Diptera; Culicidae
Product: CD63 antigen-like
Exons: 5
Coding region: 11-715 (234 amino acids)
Cellular component (GO): membrane
Source: RefSeq, a predicted model, not a curated record